AUCUUCACGAUCUGAUUUUCUCGCAAACAUCUCGACAACAACACCACGAAAUCUCUCCAAGAUGUCGUUGGUCAGUGGAGAAAAGACAAAUUUUCAAUUUAUUCUGCGACUUCUCAAUACCAACGUUGACGGUCGUGUCAUCACUCCAUAUGCUCUCACCAAGGUACGUCAAGAGCUUCAACUUCGUGUUAAUUUCAUCUCGAACGUCCACCAUACCAUUGAACCGAGCAUUCACCAUUCGCCACCCCAUCAGUUAUGUUCGCACAUGAUUCUAACUCGAACGAAACAGAUCAAGGGUGUCGGUAGACGUUACAGUAUCUUGGUUUGCAAGAAGGCCGAUGUCGACUUGACCAAGCGGUAGGAAGCCCACGCGACGAUAUUUGGAUGACUUGGAGGACAAGGCUGAUUGGAAAUUUAGUGCCGGUGAACUCACCUCCGAAGAACUCGAGCGUAUCGUCACCAUCAUCCAAAACCCAACCCAAUACAAGAUCCCAGCCUGGUUCCUCAAUCGUCAACGCGAUAUCGUCGAUGGCAAAGACUCUCAAAUUCUCGCCAACGGUGUCGACUCCAAGCUUCGUGAUGACCUCGAACGCCUAAAGAAGAUCCGCGCUCAUCGUGGUCUUCGUCACUACUGGGGUCUCCGUGUUCGUGGACAACACUCCAAGACCACUGGUCGUAGAGGUAGAACUGUCGGUGUCUCCAAGAAGAAGGGUGGUUAAGCGCAUUUGGGAAUGGGAUAAAUCGGACG
Molecule: messenger RNA, 748 nt
Organism: Hymenoscyphus albidus
Lineage: Eukaryota; Fungi; Ascomycota; Leotiomycetes; Helotiales; Helotiaceae
Source: the annotation of a GenBank genome assembly